AUGAUCCACGCUUCCACGUUCGAGUCUAAAGUUGCAAAGAAGAGGGAGAGAAAAUUAAAACAUGGAAAGACAUUAAGUAAGAAAUGGGAGACUCUACAGCGAUUGAACCAUGAAGAUGCAUAUCGAAUUCAGUCGCAGACGCCAGUUAAAGAUAAACGAAUUGUAAAAUAUUGGAAGAAAAGAAGGUCGUUAUUUUCGAAAAUUGAUUCCAAUAACAUAUAUAUGACGAAGGAAUUAUGGUUUAGUGUGACUCCCGAGACUAUCGCUAUCUUUUUAGCUAAAUUCAUUAGAGCUUGUAUGCCGCAGGCGACAAGUAUAUUGGAUGUAUUUUGCGGUGGUGGUGGGAAUACUAUUCAGUUUGCCAUGCAAUUCCCCAAGGUUUAUGGAGUGGAUUUAUCUAUGGAACAUAUUUAUUGUACUAUGAAGAAUGCCAGGGCCUAUGGAGUGGAUGAUAGAAUAUGGUUAGAAUGUGGAUCCUGGAAUAAGAUAGUGAAAAAAGGUGUGUUUCAACAUGUUAAAGUGGAUUGUAUAUUUGGUUCGCCACCUUGGGGUGGACCACAAUAUUUGAAGCAAGAUGUGUAUGAUUUGGAGACAUCAUUGGAGCCUAUGGGUAUUGAAAAAUUAUUAAAGAGUUUUUUAAAAGUGUCAUCCAAUGUUAUUCUUUUCCUACCGAAGAAUUCCAAUUUGAAUCAAUUGGCACACGUCACAAGGAAACUCUUAGGUCCAUAUGCCAAGUGUAAAGUUCUCUAUGUGAAUGAAAAUGGAUACACGAAGGGAAUGUUAUGUAUGUGGGGGGAUAUAUUAACCAAUUAUCAGGAGACCAUGUCUUCCUAUAAUAGUAGCGAUAAGCAAGAGGAGGAAAAAAGUGAAGAAAAUAAGAAAGAACAAAAGACCGAUGAGUCGAUAACAUCAGUGUAUUACGAUGCGAAUGGAUGA
Molecule: messenger RNA, 936 nt
Organism: Naumovozyma castellii
Lineage: Eukaryota; Fungi; Ascomycota; Saccharomycetes; Saccharomycetales; Saccharomycetaceae
Gene: TGS1
Product: RNA methyltransferase
Exons: 1
Coding region: 1-936 (311 amino acids)
Source: RefSeq, a predicted model, not a curated record